This is a messenger RNA of Linum tenue, 543 nucleotides long. The record is from the annotation of a GenBank genome assembly. NCBI's taxonomy places the organism in Eukaryota, Viridiplantae, Streptophyta, Magnoliopsida, Malpighiales, Linaceae.
AUGGCGAAAAGCGCAGUAAUUUUGUCCCUCUUCGCAUUCUCCGUAGCCUCCUCUCUAUGGGCCCACACUUGCGUCGCUAGCGUCAGCAUAAGGCUGGCGGGCCCAGAAAUCUCGGCCAUAUGCGACAAGAGCGUCGACCGCCAGUUCUGCCUCAACUUCCUGCAAUCGACGCCCGGAAUCUCCACCGCCGAUCUCAAGGGCGCCGGCUUGAUCGUCCUCGACUCGGCUCGAGCCGAGGCGUCGAGCACCGAGAGCUACGUCAAGGCGCUUCUGGGGAAGGCCACGGAUCCCAAGCAGAAGGAGGUCUACAAGACGUGCCUGAGCAACUACGACGACGCCGUCGACGACAUCGAGGCGGCGAAGGCGUCGAUGAGCGGCGGCGACUACAACGGCGCCAACAUUCAGGCGUCGGGGGCUCAGGAGAACGCCGACACGUGCGACGAAGGGGUGAAGGGGUCGGAUCUGUCGAAGAAGAAUCAGCACUUGUUUAAGGUUCUCGACAUCGUUUUGUUAUUGCCAACAAGUUGCGCGGUUGAUGAUUGA